GAGUCCAUCAAUGCUGCCAUAAAGAAAACUCGCAAGCUCCCGCCAGCAUACAUGCUUGCAACCCUGUGGGAUUGGAUGAUGAAAAGGCUUUACGAGGCAAGUGAGGACGCGGGUGAGAAUGACGGGUUCCUGACUCCCAAGGCUGCUGAAAGGUUUGAGAACAAGCGGCACCGGGCGGAGAAUUAUAUUGUUGAAUGCUCAUCCAUUGGUGGAGCUGGGGUUGUGACAAAUCGAGGGUCACCGUGGACUUCGCCAAUGUCGUUCAACGUGAACAUUGACACGAAGUGGUGUGAGUGUGGCAAUUGGAAGCAAUAUCAGUUUCCAUGCUCACAUGCUUUUGCUAUGAUGCGCGAAAAGGGGAAGGAUCCAGAGGAUUACAUCUCCUCCUAUUUCACCGCAGCCAAUUGGAGAGCUACCUACAGCACUCCAAUGAUGGGGGCUUGUAUUGACCGUGUCAUGCAGGAGAAUGCAAAUCCCGCUCACGGUGUGUGUGAUCCUCCAAAUUUUGUGCCGAGGGGUGUUGGAAGACGUCCAAUGAUUAGACGAUUUGAGGCACCGAAGCGUCCAAUCAAAUGCAGCACUUGUCACAAGAUGACGCGGCAUAAUCGACGCACUUGUAGGGGAAAGUAUGGGGCAGGCUCGGAGGCGAGAGAGGUAGAUAAUAACGGGGAGUAAGUAUGACGUGACUACAUAUGGAAAUACUAGCCCCAGCAGCAGCAACAGAGUGGGCAGCAGGCAGGGCUGUUUGGACAGCAGCAGCAACAGAGAGGGGCAGCAGGCAGGGCUGUUUGGACAGCAGCAGCAGGGCCAGGAUGGGAGCAGCUGCUGUCGUGGCAACACCAACACCACCAGCAGCAGCAUCAUCACCACCACCACCCACAGAAGCAUCAGUAACAAUAGCACCAGCAGCAGCGGCAGCGGCGGCAGCAGCAGCGGCAGCGGCAGCGGCAGCAACAGUAGUAGCAGCGUUGGCAGCAGAGAGGCCUGCUUGGGCAGCAGCAGCUGGGGCAGCGGCAUGAGGGCCAUGUUGGGCAGCAGCAACAGGGUCAGGGAUGGCAGCAGGGAGGGCCGUUCCAGCAAAAACAGCUGGACCUUCCCCAUCGCUGCCUCAUUAUAGUUCCUUCCCCCAACCACCUGCUUCAACUACCUUUGCUUUUUCACUUCCAUCACCAAGUUCCGCCAGUCUCCUUCCCCAAACCCCACCCUCAUGCGUUUCCAGGAAGAUGAUGAAGCCUUUCUUGAGUUCACUUUCCUUUAACUCCCCUCUACAUUGCCAACCGCCCGCCGCGCCUUCUCACUUGAAUGAUCUGCCUUCCGAGACAGCCCCUCUCCACCUGUUUGAUCCGCUUUAAGCCACAAUCUCCACCCCCUCCCAUGCCUCUUCUCCCACAUGCUAAUUUUGUCACCUAGCCUUAUUAACCACCCCAUUUUUCUCUCCCCUUUAACUCGCUACAAUGUUGGGAACCUAAAUGUAUUAGUCAUUAAAAAAAAAGGAGUUGC
Messenger RNA from Closterium sp. NIES-67, 1500 nucleotides. Lineage: Eukaryota; Viridiplantae; Streptophyta; Zygnematophyceae; Desmidiales; Closteriaceae. The record is from the annotation of a GenBank genome assembly.